Messenger RNA from Cuscuta campestris, 1143 nucleotides. Lineage: Eukaryota; Viridiplantae; Streptophyta; Magnoliopsida; Solanales; Convolvulaceae. The record is from the annotation of a GenBank genome assembly.
CAAAAGAACUGUGGCCUUUAGCCCCAAUUCUUUUGACACCGAGUCAUUUGAGACAAAAUUAUACCAUAUCAUUCCUAUACAGUAGCACUAAAACAUUUGGGAGAAAAACGCUAGGGAGCUAUGAGUUGGGUACUUGGGUUUGGAGAUGGGUAAGGGAUAGAGUCAUAUCCUGGACAAAAUAAUGCAUGUUAGCGCCCUGGUAUCAUGUUAUAAAAUCCAAAACCAGUGUCAAAAGAACUAUGGUCUUUUUUCAGUGAUUUCAUUUCCUAAUUAUCACUCUUCAUCUCUUCUGCAUAAUUUUGCAACAAAAGGCACGGGAGAAGGGCAGAGGACGGUCCAAACGGCCUACAAUGCGCUGUUUCUGGGCAAAUCCGAAAGGCUUUUACAGAUCAUGGGAGAGAGUUUCCCAGAGCUGGGGUUAACCAAGCAAGACUGCAUAGAGAUGAGCUGGAUCGAAUCCGUCCUCUACAUCGCCGGAUUCCCAACAAACACCCCGCCGGAAGUCCUACUCCAGGGGACAUCUCAAUUCAAGAACUACUUCAAAGCAAAAUCAGAUUUUGUCAGAAAACCGGUCCCGGAAACCGGGCUGGAAGGAAUAUGGAAGAAGCUCCUGCAAGAGGACUCGCCGUUGAUGAUCUGGAACCCCUACGGCGGAAUGAUGGGGAAGAUUCCGGAAUGCCAAACUCCAUUCCCACACAGAAAAGGCGUCAUCUACAUGAUCCAAUACCUAACUCUCUGGAACGACGACUCCCAAGAAUCUGCAAAGAAACACAUGGAUUGGAUGAGGGAUUUUUACGGUUUCAUGGCCGAUUAUGCAUCAAAAUCUCCCAGAGAAGCAUAUGUGAAUUACAGAGAUCUCGACCUGGGGACGAACAAGAAUGGAAAUGCUAGCUACAAUCAGGCUGUGCCUUGGGGGAAGCAAUAUUAUAAGGGUAACCUUGAAAGAUUGGUCCUUGUGAAGACCAAAGUUGAUCCCGACAACUUCUUCGUACAUGAACAGAGUGUCCCCACAUUACCUCUGAGCAUGUGGAGUCCGAGAACAGAGAAGAAGGCAAUGACCGAUUAAUUCAGUAUAUCAAAGUGUUUGUAGUUCCUUGGAGUCAUUAUCAGCUUUGUUUAACUUAAUAAAACAACUCCAGCUAU